This is a messenger RNA of Cheilinus undulatus (humphead wrasse), 4902 nucleotides long. RefSeq names its product ribonucleoprotein, PTB-binding 2 (gene raver2). The record is from RefSeq and is a predicted model, not a curated record. The coding region runs from base 17 to 2680 and encodes 887 amino acids. NCBI's taxonomy places the organism in Eukaryota, Metazoa, Chordata, Actinopteri, Labriformes, Labridae. The transcript has 16 exons. Gene Ontology annotation, cellular component: cytosol. Gene Ontology annotation, molecular function: mRNA binding.
CACUCAGCUACCCAAGAUGGCGGCAGCCCCAUCCAUCCAGCCGCCGAGCGUUCACUCUUCUCUAGCCGGGGAGAGCGCACUUUCCCCAGAGAUGGACAGCCCCGAGAGCCGGCAGCCGGAGGAUGAGGAAGCGGCAGCAGCGGCGGCGGCAGCGGCGGCGGGAACUCAGCCCUCCGACUCGGGGAUUAGUCUCCGGGACCUGCCGGACCUGGAGCCGGAGGAGAUCGAGAGGAGGCUGGCCAAAACUCGUCAGGAGCUGAGCAACAGGAGGAAAAUCCUCAUUAAGAACCUUCCGCCUGACACCACUAACCAGGAAGUUCAUGAAAUUCUGAAAGAAUAUGAACUCAAGUAUUGCUUUGUGGACCGCAACAAAGGCACAGCCUUUGUGACUUUGCUGAACGGGGACCAGGCUCAGGAUGCCAUCCGCUCCCUCCAUCACAGCACUGUCCGUGGACGCCUGAUCAACGUCACCCUGCAGCCCACCGACUCCCUGCUCUGCCUCACCAACCUGCCGCACACCUUUACCGCACAACAGUUUGAGGAGCUGGUACGCGCCUAUGGAAACAUCGAGCGCUCCUUCCUGGUGUACAGUGAGCUGACGGGGCACUCCAAAGGAUACGGGUUUGUAGAGUACAUGAAGAAGGACUCUGCUUCACGGGCCCGGUCUGAGCUGCUCGGCCGACCAUUGGGCGAUCGCUCAUUGAUGGUGCAGUGGAUGGACGUCAACCAGCUGAGCCAAGAGGAGAACCUUCACUCCAAGUGUCUGUGUAUCAACCGGCUGCCUCUGGACCUCUGCGACUCUGAAGAACUGGCCCAGCUCUUCUCUGAAACCUACAAACCAGUCUUCUGCCAGCUGGCUCAGGAUGAGGGCAGCCCGGUCCGAGGCUUCGCUGUGGUGGAGUAUGAGAGUGCGGAGCAAGCGGAGGCCGUCUUGAUAGAGAUGGACAGAACGCUGGUGGGAGGACAGGAGGUCCGUCUGUCGCUCUGCACCCCUGGGACCUCAGGGAGAAGCACCCUGGCUGCACUUAUCGCCGCCCAGGGUAUGAUUCUGAGUAAUAGGAAAGGAUUGCUUCCAGAACCCAAUCUGGCCCAGCUGUUGACCAGUAUGACCAACCCCGCAGCCUUGCAGAUCCUCAUGAGACCGUACCAUACAGGGAAAAGAGGAGGGAAGUACGGGCGUCACGGCAGCCUGCCGUUCCUCAGACCUCCUCUCACCACAGCUCUGCUCACGCUGGGGAAAGCACACCAGAGCGCUAUGCUCGGUAAUGGGCUUGUCCUGCAGAACCUCCUGCAUAUGCAGCUCGCCCAGCAGCAGCUUCUACACAUCAAAGACAAACGCAUCAGCAGCGUCUCCAGUCUGCUCGGGGACCCGUCCAGGCUGCUGAUGCAGAAAGCUCUGUCUCUGCGGCCUCCAGGCCUUGUGCCACUAGGGAAGGGUCUUCUGGGAGACUCGCCUACAGAGCUGGGCCCGGAGUCAGUGCCAUCGUCCACCCACAAUGCCGCAGUUGUUGUAUCAGCAGCAGGUGUGAUGCCAUUCCUCCACGGUCGAGCCGGUGGAGCCGAACAAAACAGCGGCCAUUCAUUCUCCACAACUCCAUCUGCCACCUCCUCCUCUUCCUCCUCUUCUUCCACCUCCACCGUCUGUGACAGGCAGCCAGCGCCUCCUGGGACCUUGGUGAGCACCCAUCUACAGGGACAGAGCUUCUCCUUGGGAAUAAGUAACUCAGGCCUUGGCCCACCUCCGCCUAACCCUGCUGGAGGAGUUUAUACAUCUGGGAAGCACAACGGCUCAGAUGGAUGCCCACUGCCUAACAUGGUAAACAGUGGUCAGAGCUCCUUGUUGGGCGACCCUCCAAAAGAAGUCAGACUGCCCUCCAAUCCUUACUUGAACCUGGCCAGUGUGAUGCCAGGGGUUGUUCUGCAAGGGUCAGUGGGGAGUAAAGCCCAGGGUGCACAGCCUGGCACCGGGGUGUAUGGCAGCUCAGUUGCCCCUGUCGUCUCCCAAGGCUCUGCCUCCUUCUCCCACAGCGGGACAGCUACAACCACGGCUCCGUACACCACUGAUACCUCCACAGACUACAGCCAAUACAACCAGGCCUACACACAGGAGGCCAUGCAGCAGUGGUACCAGCACUACCAAGCAGCACAAGCUCACACCUACAGCAAUGCUGCUCCACAGGACAACACCGCCACAGACUACAGCAAGGAGCACCCACAGGCUCCACCGGUGUCGACCUAUGGGGAUUACAACUCCUACAUGCAGGCGGUCACUCAGUACUACUCACAACCUGCAACAGCCAACCAGGCGUACGCCACCAAGGAGGUGGAUGUGUGUAAACCUCUCGGUGUGUCUCUGCACACGGUCAGUAAUGGUGCUGCCCCUCCACCGGCUGUCCUUCCAGCUGCUGCCGUGCUCCCAGCCUACAGCACCCUGCCUUUAAUGCCCGGCUUCCUCGGGGCGCCACACCCAGCAGGAGCCACGCCAAACCCAGUCACGCACCCACACACUGCGGCCACUGACUGGAACACGUACUACUACAACCAGACAAGGGGCCAUAAGAGGGAGUACCCUCAGCUGGCGGUGCAGGAAGUGGCAUCAUCAGACGGUGCCUACAUCGGGCAGCACUCCCAGGGCCUUGGAGGGCAGUACGCCGACUACUUCAAGAGGAAGAGGCUCUAGUAGGAACCAAACCACUUUAAAGCUUCAAAUGCUUGUAGAGGGAGGGACACGGAGCAUCUGUGGGUGUCACAGCUCCCUCUAGUGGCCUUUCUGUAGAGGCCAUUUUGCAUCCCUACAGUAGGUAAUGAGUUUAGGAGAGUUUGGGGUGCAAAUGGCUCAAGUGAAAGUAAGCCAUAGUGCUCUUUGUUUCUGGCACUUAUUCACACUUACACAAACACGGUGUUGCUUUUGUCCUGUUCAAGCCUUAACUCUUAAACUGUUGUUUCUCAGUGUGUCUACUGUAUUUACCUUAUCUUACCUUGUACAUUUUUUCUAAUAUCGUGUAAACUAAAAUAUUCAGUACUUGUACGUAUAAAGCUGCUUUUGUAUUUGCAGCCAGGCGGCCUGUCUAACUGCUCGUCUGCCUGCCUGCCGGAUCUGUCUUACGGCCUGUCUCACAGUCAGGUCUGCCUCCUUUUUUAAAGACAAAACGUCUCUUUUGUUGUUGCUUUUAUUAGUCAGUCGAACUGACAUCUGUUUGUUCUCGCUUCACCGUCUUUUCUCUUUUCCUUUUAUCGCCCAGGUUCCUCUUUUGUAUCUCCCCUGCGGAGAAUUAUAGAGCGCGUGUUUGUGUUUUAAUGCGUGUUUAUAUGCUUUUUCUGUAGGAAGUGUCAGCCAUUUCAAUCCCAAGGUUUGGGAGCACAUCAGGAAAACAAAAAAAGGGCCUGAACCAGUCAAAGCCCUUUAUUUGUGGUGGCUAACAAUAGCUUCCCUUAAUGAAUGGACCUUUGUGAGAGAGAGAAUAACAGGCUGGUGUAAAUACAGUGUCUAAUACCGAAUAUAUAAAGCCAUGCGUAACAGACAAUAUCAUAUUUAAUGGACGUUUCAAAGCUCUAAUACGAGCUUAUUGUUCUACAUGAAUGAAAGGAAAACAUUUACUUAGUGUCUGAUUUUUUGUCAAUCUAACCUGUUAUAUAUUUGUAAUAUAAUAUAAUAAUAAUAAUAAUAAUAUUCCAAGGCAAUUCAAGACAUUUAUAUAUAUUGAAGCAGAUUGUGUUGACUUAAAUGUAUUUUUCUGCUUUGGUUUUUAACAUUGAAGCCAAAUACUUGGGGCACAGUGCUUUCUCUUCUCUUUUUCCUUUGAUUUCAACACUCAAGAGUGUUUUUGAAGAUCUUUCAUAGGAGCUUUACUUCCAUUUUCAGCAGCCAUUAGAGCAAAAAGGAUUCAGUGUGUAACUGUGUCCUGACCUCAUACCAUGUAAGAACAAGCACUUAGGGCUGUCAUGAUACCAGAGAUUUAAACAUGAAUACAGCACUAUAAAAACUGAACUAUAAUGAAAUGUUUCAACAGCAUAGCAAAAAGGUAGAAGUCCUGCACAUACAAACUGUGCCAUUUCUUGUUUUCAAAUACUGGAAAUUGUGUAAAAACUUAAGCAUAUUGUCUUAAUUGCACUAAUACAUUGGCAGAAUUUCAGUACAGAAAUGUUUCCAGUGUAUUUCCACAGUUCAUAUGGUGUGCUUGAGUUUUCUCUCUCUGUAAGAGACAGAAAUGUGUCUCUAUGAAGCGCCAGUUUAGUUGAGUCGAUAGAGCAGGAGCCCAUAUACAGAGGCAAAAGUCAAGUGGGGCUUUUCCACCAUGAUUUUUGGCCUUACUGAGCCAAACCAAGCUGUGCUGAUUUGCUUUUCCAUCACCAGUUUGGGUGCACUAGGCCACGGUGAUAAUGGUGAUGAUCUGGGGCCCAAGUAAGCCAGACCCACCUCCAAGUGCACCGUGCUGACGUCAAAGCGGUUUGCAGGUUGCAAUUUGCUUAGAGGUAUUUCCCCUUUCUGCUUCUGAUAUUCCCCCUACUGUUGACAAAUUUUCAUCCCGGGGGAAAUCUUACUGUUAAAAGUUUAACCUUUUACACUUCUGAUAGACAAACAAGUCCUAGAUUUUAUUUUAUUUUUUUAUAAAAGUGAGAGUGGAGAGUGGAGCAAGAUGGUUAAUCAAAUCGUAGGUCAGGAAAAGUAAAACAGUAAGUAAGUGCACUUCAUCUAUUUAGCACAGUCAAAGGUCACAAAGUGCUUUACAUCAACAACAGGAAGAUACGUAAGGAAGGGAAGCACAAGGACCACGUUAUAAAAAUAAGCAUUAACCCUUUGAUGCCUGAUAACUCAAAUAAUUGCCAGAAAAUUCUAACUUUUUUAAACUGACAUGUUUAUUUAACCUUCUACCGAAAUCCCCCCCCCCCCAAAAAAAAAUU